AUGUCUAAAGCUGUUGUCAAGACGACCUUCGAGGCGUCUAGGACUCUUCGUCCCAUAUACACCGGGGGAAGUACUGCACUGGAUGCCAGUGGUCGAUUGCUGUUGACUUGUGUUGGUGAGGAUGCUCUCGUCGUCGAUCUCGAAACUGGCGACCAACUUGCCAGUCUGGAAGGAGAUGGAGAGGUCAUCACCAGUCUAGCCAUUACGCCAUCGGCCUCUCAUGCCAUUGUUUGCUCGCGAUCCAUGGCCAUGCGAAUUUACGCUCUGACACCUUUCGAUGACACAACACGAACGAUCGAGGCAGAACUUAUUCGAAGUUUAAAGCCCCAUCCAUCACCAGUUGUCACAACCGCAACCGAUCCCACCAGCACAUUCCUAGCCACUGGUGCUGCAGACGGUUCAAUUAAGAUCUGGGACGUCAGACGUGGCUAUGCUACCCAUACGUUCCAUGGCCAUCGUGGUGUUAUUUCGGCCCUAUGCUUCUUCCAAAUACCGUUUCAGGAAGAAGAAAAUAAGACGUCUUCCAAGAAAAAGAAGUCAAAGAAACAGUCGAAUGAUGUCGACUCUGACGAGGAUAUGGAGGACGCCGGCAUCACGACUGUUGAUUCGACUGGUAUUCUUCGACUGGCCUCGGGAAGCGAGGAGGGCACGGUGCGAGUGUGGGAUUUGAACAAGAGGAAGUCUAUAGUGACUCUUGAGUCCCAUCUCUCAGUUGUACGGAGCUUAUCGUACUCCUCAGCGGAAAAUGCACUGCUCUCCGCAGGCCGAGAUAAGACGGUCAUCGUCUGGGAUGUGCGCACAUUCAAGACGCGCCGGAUCAUCCCAGUCCUGGAGAGCGUUGAAGCAGCUACGUUCGUUGAUGACAGUGGACUAUGCUUGGUGGGAGGCGAGAAUGGCAAGUUGCGUGUAUGGGAUUGCAACCGAGGUGGAGAAGUGACCUAUGAGCAAGAAGCUGGGGAAGAGUAUGAGGCCGUGGUGGCUAUCCAGUAUUCCCCGGGCAUGCCGUUUGCAGUGACAGUACAUGCCGAUCAGACCUUGCGUCUUCACUCGCUCGAACCUUUAUCUAGCUUCAAGCCCGGGUCUUCAAUCAAGCCCCUGCCCAUCAUCAGGCGCAUAUCCGGCAACGACGACGAUAUCAUUGACCUUGCAUACGUUGGAUCUGACCGAUCCAUGCUUGCAUUGGCCACAAACACUGAAAGUAUUCGGGUGGUCUCCGUAGGACCGUCAACAGACCGACCAUCUGAUAGUGGAGAGGACUACUUUGGUGCGGAUGUCACCCAUCUGGAAGGUCACGACGACAUUAUCAUCUGUAUCGAUGUAGAUUGGUCGGGCCACUGGCUGGCAACAGGUGCCAAAGACAACACAGCACGUCUCUGGCGUUUGGAUCCUAAAACAUCAUCGUACACCUGCUUUGCAGUUCUUACGGGUCACGCUGAAUCCCUGGGGGCCAUCGGCUUCCCUCGACUCCCUCCGCCGAUCAACACCCCAGCUCACACCGAUCCCCUGAAUCACCCUCCGUCUUUUCUGCUCACGGGUUCUCAAGACCGUACCAUCAAACGGUGGGACACGGGCAAGCUAGGACCUCUCCAAUCCUCAAAACAUCACACUCCGAAGGCGAUAUAUACCCGCAAAGCCCACGAAAAGGAUAUCAACGCCUUGGAUGUUAAUCCAUCAUCGACGCUAUUUGCGUCCGCCUCGCAAGAUCGUACUGUCAAGAUUUGGUCUGCUGAAGAUGGCUCGGUCGUAGGGGUGCUGCGCGGGCAUAAGAGAGGCGUUUGGUCUGUACGUUUCUCCCCUCGGGGCACACCGAUCCUCAACAACGAUGAUCGGAGUAGUACAAGUAGAGGCUUGAUUGCCACUGGGUCUGGCGACAAGACCAUAAAAAUCUGGAGCUUAUCUGACUACAGCUGUCUCCUGACGUUCGAAGGUCACACCAACAGCGUGCUCAAAGUGAUCUGGCUCCCACCUCCAGAUCUGACUACGAAGGGAGACGAAGAGGAUGAAGAUCAAGCAGCACCGGUUCCCAACCAGGCCGCACAAUCGCGGCCUCUUGUGGCAUCUGCUGCUGCAGAUGGCUUGGUGAAGAUUUGGUCUCCCUAUACAGGAGAGCUGGAGACCACUCUCGACAACCACACAGACCGAGUGUGGGCACUUGCCAGCCCAACCCCCUCUGGCUCUCGUGCCGACUUAUUAUCGUCUUCCGCCACUCAGGGCAACUCUUCUCCCUUUGCUCUUGCUUCCGGUUCUGCAGACUCUACCGUCACGUUCUGGACUGAUACCACUUCCGCUACGUACACUGCCACAGUCAGCGCCAACUCGGCUCGCAUUGAGCAGGACCAGCAGCUGCAGAACUAUAUCAGGGCCGGCGCAUACCGUGAAGCCAUCACCCUCGCCCUCCAACUCAACCAUCCUGCACGACUACUCUCUCUUUUCACGACUGCGAUCGAUGCGGCUGAUGAUCCUUACUCGACCGAUCCCAAGACGGAGGAGCGUGCCAACAGCCUGACUGGCAACCCAUCCAUUGACGAGGUUCUCCAAACCUUGGGGCCUGAGAACCUUCAGAAUCUUCUCCUCCGACUGCGUGACUGGAACACCAACGCGCGCAACUCCCGGGUUGCGCAGCGCAUCCUGUUUGCUUUGUUCAGAUCUUAUCCCGCAUCGACCUUCAUUGAGCUGGCCACUUCAAGCAUGGCCAAGCGAGGGGCUAAUAGUCGCAUUACAGCCGGCAUGAAGGAUAUCCUACAGGCCUUGGCCUCUUACACAGAGCGACAUUAUCGUCGAGUGGAAGAGCUGACGGACGAAAGCUAUCUCGUCGAGUGGAUUCUAGGGGAGAUGGAUGGCGGUGUAGGGUUGGGAGGAUUGGGGGUUUCGGGCUCACACGAGGUCAUGUCGGAUGAAGUCCCUGACCACGAAAAGGAUGUGAUCAUGCUCGGAGUGUGA
Messenger RNA from Aspergillus tanneri, 2940 nucleotides. RefSeq names its product U3 snoRNA-associated protein UTP13 (gene UTP13). Lineage: Eukaryota; Fungi; Ascomycota; Eurotiomycetes; Eurotiales; Aspergillaceae. Gene Ontology annotation, molecular function: U3 snoRNA binding; protein binding. The coding region runs from base 1 to 2940 and encodes 979 amino acids. Gene Ontology annotation, cellular component: nucleolus; 90S preribosome; small-subunit processome. Gene Ontology annotation, biological process: endonucleolytic cleavage in 5'-ETS of tricistronic rRNA transcript (SSU-rRNA, 5.8S rRNA, LSU-rRNA); endonucleolytic cleavage to generate mature 5'-end of SSU-rRNA from (SSU-rRNA, 5.8S rRNA, LSU-rRNA). The record is from RefSeq and is a predicted model, not a curated record. The transcript is spliced from 3 exons.